Polypterus senegalus (gray bichir) is the source of this 1560-nucleotide messenger RNA. RefSeq names its product potassium voltage-gated channel subfamily V member 2. NCBI's taxonomy places the organism in Eukaryota, Metazoa, Chordata, Cladistia, Polypteriformes, Polypteridae. The record is from RefSeq and is a predicted model, not a curated record. Gene Ontology annotation, molecular function: delayed rectifier potassium channel activity. The transcript has 3 exons. Gene Ontology annotation, biological process: potassium ion transmembrane transport; protein homooligomerization. Gene Ontology annotation, cellular component: membrane; voltage-gated potassium channel complex. The annotation marks the transcript as partial.
AUGAAGGAAAUGAAGAAGAGACGCUUCAGUUUAUUUCCCAAUCUGAAGUUUGGAAAUGACUCCAGCUUUUCGCAAAGCAUCGAAGAAGAUGAUAAUUCAUUUCCCUUUGCCCUUGACAGCUCUGUUAAGCAGUGGAAUUCCAUGAAGGAGCUAGGGGAGCUUCACAACAAUGCAGACAAUGAUGAAGAACACAUUGAAGAUUGUGGUGGCCGCGGCCAACGAUGGUCCCCGAGAGGAAAGGUCGCAAUGCUAAAGCUUAACAUUGGUGGCAGGUUGUUUCAGAUUGCCACUAAGGUGGCUGCCCGCUACCCUUAUACUCGUAUUGGAAAGCUGGCACUUUGUCCUGACCCCAUAAAGAAGCUUUCGUUGUGUGAUGACUAUUCCGUUCUCACCAAUGAAUAUUUUUUUGACCGGGAUCCCACUCUAUUUCACUACAUUUUCCACUUCUACCGAAGCGGGAUUUUGUGGGUCAUGCAAGAGCUGUGCCCGAUGAAUUUUGAAGAAGAGAUCCAAUACUGGGGUCUGCGCAUGAGGGACAUGCAUCGCUGCUGCCGGAUUCUCUUUGAGGAGAAGCAGGAUGAGUUGAAGGACUAUCUAAAGAUUCAAAGGGAGCUAUUGGCUCAAAUCGAACCCGAGCACAAGGAAGAGCACUUUGAGGGUAUGUUUCUAGGUGAAUUACGGAAAAACAUCUGGAAUUUGAUGGAAAACCCUUACUUCUCCAUCCAGGCCAAAGUGUUUGCCGUCUUUUCCAGCCUUCUUGUGCUCCUCUCCAUUGUGGCUAUGACUCUCAACACGGUGGACGACCUACGUUACACGACCUCCAGCGGAAAGACUUACAUGGAGCACAUAGAAACAUUUUGCAUCCUGUUCUUUACCACGGAGUACUUCCUGCGUUUGCUUUGUACCUGCAACAUUAAGCACUUCUUGCGCAGUGCUCUCAAUUUUGUGGACCUGCUGGCCAUCAUGCCUUACUUUGUCCAGGUCAUGUUUGAGUGGUUCGCCAACCACGAUGACUCGAGCUAUGAAGAAGACUUGCAGGCCAUGCGGAGGGUCAGUAAGUUCAGCAAAAUUCUGAAGGUGAUUCGCCUGAUGCGCAUCUUCCGUAUCCUCAAACUAGCACGCCACUCCACGGGACUGCGAGCGUUUGGCUUCACCAUUCGACAGUGUUAUCAGCAGGUCUGCUGUCUCUUUUUGUUCAUCGGAAUGGGAAUCUUCACUUUUUCAGCUCUCAUGCAUUCAGUGGAGCACGAUGUCCCAGGUACUCCUUUCAGCAGCAUCCCGGAUGCCUGGUGGUGGGCAGCGGUGAGCAUCUCCACUGUGGGCUAUGGCGAUACAGUUCCCGAAUCGGUACUGGGUCGAUUUGUCGCUUUUGGAUGCAUCUCUUUUGGAAUCAUUCUCAACGGCAUGCCAAUCUCCAUCCUUUUCAAUAAGUUUUCAGACUACUAUGCCAAGCUGAAGGAACAGGAGGGUGACACUGCUGUGAAGCUUCGUGGCAAGGUGCGUUUAAGGCAAAGAGCUCUGCGCAAACUGUCAGAGUGUUUGGAAGGUAGCAAUGCAGAG